Dictyostelium discoideum AX4 is the source of this 1215-nucleotide messenger RNA. RefSeq lists its product as hypothetical. Lineage: Eukaryota; Evosea; Eumycetozoa; Dictyosteliales; Dictyosteliaceae. The record is from RefSeq and is a predicted model, not a curated record. The transcript has 3 exons. Gene Ontology annotation, molecular function: cysteine-type deubiquitinase activity. Bases 1 to 1215 code for a protein of 404 amino acids. Gene Ontology annotation, biological process: protein homooligomerization.
AUGUUUAAAAUAUUAUUUGGUUUUAUACCUUCAAUAAUUAAAACAUUUAGUAAUUUUAAGAAUAUGAAUGAUAUUUAUCAAAAUUUACAACAUCAACAAAAAAAUGUUUCAUUAUUUCAUUUAGGACAUUGGGUUAGAAUAAAAGUUGGUGGUCAACCAUUCAUUGUUAGAAGGAAAACAUUAAAUAAAUAUAGUGACUCAAUAUUAUCAGGUAUAGCACAUGAUGAUAAAAUUACAACUAAAACAAUCACUGAAAUUUUAUCAAAACCAUCAUCAAUGUUUGAAAAUAUGUUUGAUGAUAAUCAACCACCGCCACCACUACCAAAUAAUAAAAAUUCAAAGCCUCCACCCACUAGCGAAAAUGAAUUAAAGUCAAUCAAAAAACAAGAUUUAGAAUACCAAGAAACUCAUAAAAAUUUACCAACUAUUGUAGAAACAACAACAUCAGAAUCAUCAUCAUCAUCAAGUAAUAAUAAAAAUGAAGUUGAAGAACAAAUUGAAAUUGAAAAAAAGAAAUAUUAUAAUAAUAUUCAUAAUUUACAAAGUGGUGUUAAUUUUCAACAUGGUGAGAAUGAUGAAUUUGAAACAUCAAUAAAUAAUGAAACUGGAGAAAAGAAAUUUAAAUUUGAAAAAGAUCAUGAUGGAUUUUACUUAAUUGAUAGAGAUCCUGUUUAUUUCAAUGUAAUUUUAAACUUUUUAAGAACUGGUGUUAUCACAAUACCACCCUCGUUAGAUAUUAAAUGUUUAAUUGCUGAUUCAAAAUUUUAUAGAUUAAAUGAAUUAGAAUUAUUUUUAAAUGAUAGAGUUUUAGAAGAAAGAAGAAAUUUAGAAAGAUUAGAGAUAUUAAAGAAUGAAUUUAAUCAAGUUUCAAGUUCAAUUAAUAAUAAAGUUAAUAAUAGUACUAAUGAAAUUUAUUUUAUAUUACCAAUGAAUUGGUUUGUUGAAUGGAAACGAUUCAUUGAUGGUAGUAAUUUACCACCAACUUCAAAUAUAGUUACAACUAGUUUCUUUAAAACAAUUGAUGGUCUUCCAAUUCACCAAUUAAAAGAUAAUUUACAAUUAGAUUCUGAUUACAUUUGUAUCUCAAAAGAAACAUUUCUAGCUUUCAAUAAAUUUUAUAAAAUGGUUGGUCCAAUAAUUAUGAGACAAACUAAAAAUAUUUAUGAUAAUCCACCAUAUCAAUUUUUAUCUUCAAAAAUUUGGAAUAUUAAAUAA